CGGAGCGCGCCCCGGCCGCGUGCCACGGCCCCGCGCCUCAGACACCAGGGACAGCGACAGCGAGCGCCGCGGCCUCUCGACGAGAUGGCUUCGCUGCGGGCCAAACAGAGGGAAAUGACCAAACUUCCUGUCUUUGAGGGUCUUGCAACCAAGGCCCUGCGCCUGUUGCGAGCCGACCUCUACUACUGUGAUGGUGCUAAUCACGACGAUGGGCCGCUUACCCAACACCUGCGAUGGUGGGUGCAACUUCUAGACGCAGGCGAACUGCCUGGAAGGACAAACUAUCUCAUGGCGCUUUUCCGGCAAAGCAUUACGAGUUUGGUCAUUGCCGUGGCGGUGAUGGUGCAGAUGAUCUACGACACUGCCGUCACCGGAAGUAUGUUUGGGUUUCGGAUCGGCCUUGCCGUAUACACGACUAUCGUCGUCAUCGUCUUGUUCAUGCAGCGGCGACGCGGUAUCAAGGCAGGCUCAAUGCGGUUCAAAUCGGGAUUUGUGUAUAAAGUGCCCUCUAACUUCAAAGAACUUUUUUAAUGGAUGCCUUUAUUAGG
Messenger RNA from Frankliniella occidentalis (western flower thrips), 548 nucleotides. RefSeq lists its product as uncharacterized. Lineage: Eukaryota; Metazoa; Arthropoda; Insecta; Thysanoptera; Thripidae. The transcript is spliced from 3 exons. The record is from RefSeq and is a predicted model, not a curated record. Bases 85 to 531 code for a protein of 148 amino acids.